This is a messenger RNA of Exophiala xenobiotica, 1303 nucleotides long. RefSeq lists its product as uncharacterized. Gene Ontology annotation, cellular component: mitochondrial inner membrane. Lineage: Eukaryota; Fungi; Ascomycota; Eurotiomycetes; Chaetothyriales; Herpotrichiellaceae. The transcript is spliced from 2 exons. The coding region runs from base 111 to 1139 and encodes 342 amino acids. The record is from RefSeq and is a predicted model, not a curated record.
GCGAAUCUUCUACUACUGCCUGCGCCGGACAUAUAUAUUUCUCGUCUUCGCCGCCAUCAUCAACCUCACCAUCUCCCAGUCACUCGCAUUACCUCAGGUGGACGCACAAUAUGUCUUUCGUUCUCAGGAGACCCUUUGCGGUCUCCUCCAACGCCUUUAAACAGUUCAGCAAGCCUUCCACCUUGCUCCGCAGUUUUCAUUCUAGCCCCAAGUCAUCGAACUCAUUCUUUACCCCUCGGACGACCACUGUCAAUCCUCAGUCACUCCUCAAGUCCGCAGCUCUUCGCAAUGGCUUCAAGCGCGGCUAUCAGACCCCAUCCUAUCAACCUGCGAACCCAACUUCGAGCGGCAACUUGACAACACGGCUUCUAUACGGCGCUGCAUUGCUCGGAGGCACCAUUGUCGCAACGAACAUGAUCUUCAACCGCGAAACAAGAGAAGAUGGUGGCAUGCCUGACUACGAACGAGAAUACUUGAACCAGACCUUCAUGCACACAGGUUUGGGCGUCGGUAUCAUUGGUAUUGCCGCCCGCACUUUGCAUGCAAGUGGUUGGAGCUAUAGACUGAUGGCCACAAACCCUUGGUUGGUCAUUGGUGUGGGUCUCGCAGCCAGCAUCGGUACAAUGUACGGAACGUUCUACACUCAUCCUGACAACUACGUGCAGAAGUACGCCCUCUGGACUGCCUUCAACGUGACGCAAGCUGCCAUCCUCACUCCGCUGAUGUUCAUGUCUCCGGCAAUCCUGGCUCGCGCAGGUCUCUAUACGGUCGGCAUGAUGGGCAGCAUUGCGUUCGUUGGUGCUACUGCCAAGCAAGAGAAGUAUCUAUACCUUGGUGGUCCUUUGCUUGCUGGUGUCGCCAUCGUUGCCAUCUCUGGCUUUGCCCCGCUCGUCUUGCCCGCCACCGCGGUUCGAACUCUAGCCUGGUCUGAGAACAUCUGGCUCUAUGGCGGUCUAGCUGUGUUUGGUGGAUUCACCUUGUACGAUGUCCAGAAGAUUCUUCACCACGCUCGGAUGAGCGAGCGCGGCCUCGUCAGAAAAGAUGUUGUCAAUGAGAGCGUCAGUCUUGAGUUGGACUUCUUGAACAUCUUCAUCCGUAUGGUUCAGAUCUUGAGCAUGCGCAGCAAUAACCGGAGAUGAAGUCCGAUUGAAAAGAUGACGAGGAGGAAAGCGGUCAUUUCAGGACGUAUGCUCUACCACGGAAAGCAAAUGUUCAGCGAGGCGGCACAUCUUGGAUCAAUCUAAAUCAAGCUGUGAAAAUGUAGCAGAAAAACAGUUGAAAAUGUAUUAAUUCCACUCCUCAA